AAAAAACAAAAAACAAGUAACCAUUUUUGAAUUUUCUUUAGCUUCUUUUUGCUCUCUAUUUGUUUUUCUUAGGCCCAGAGCACACGAGCCAAGAAAAUCUUGCAGGUUGGGAAAGGGGGAGAGAAACAGAGAGAGAUAGAGAAGUGGGAAAGAGAGAAAGGUAGUAUAUAGAGAGAGGGACAGAGACGAAAGUGAAAAGUCAAUAUACUUUUGAUUUGUUCACCCCGAGACCCUAAGUCCAGGAGCUCUUUGAAUAAUUGCAACGGGUGUUUUGCGUAGAGCAAUUAUUCAAGUUAAAAAUAUGAGCAUCAGUAGCUCCACCAUAGGAUCUGGUAGCCAAACUACUAGAAAAACAUUUGAGUUUGGAAGGACACACGUGGUCAGGCCCAAAGGGAAACACCAAGCAACUAUUGUUUGGUUACAUGGCCUUGGUGAUAAGGGUUCAAGCUGGUCCCAGAUCUUGGAAACUCUACCUCUUCCAAAUAUCAAGUGGAUUUGUCCAACUGCUCCUACUCGUCCAGUAGCUGUAUUUGGAGGAUUUCCUAGCACUGCCUGGUUUGAUGUAGGAGAUAUUUCAGAAGAAGCUCCUGAUGAUGUGGAGGGUUUAGAUGCUUCAGCGGCACAUGUUGCGAAUCUCUUGACAACUGAGCCUGCUGAUAUUAAACUAGGUGUUGGGGGCUUCAGUAUGGGUGCUGCAACUGCUCUGUACUCUGCCACGUGCCGUGCCUUGGGGCAAUAUGGGAAUAGAAAGCCAUAUCCAAUUAGCCUAAGUGUGGUUGUUGGUUUGAGUGGCUGGCUUCCAUGUUCAAGGACUCUGAGGAAUCAGAUGGAAGGAUCACAUGAGGCUGCAAGGUGUGCAGCAUCCUUGCCCAUUCUGCUCUGUCAUGGCUCAGCUGAUGAUGUAGUGGCAUAUAAUCAUGGAGAGAAAUCCGCGAAAACCUUAAGCGCAGCUGGAUUCCAAAAUCUCACAUUUCAAACCUAUGAUGGGCUUGGCCACUACACCAUUCCUGAAGAAACUGAUGAAGUUUGCAACUGGCUCACUGCAAGGUUGGGGCUUGAUGGGUCGCAGUCAUAAUCUUGGAAAAAGUUGGUGAGGAAGCAUGGGGUAUACUUAUGGAAGUUUAGCAAUAAUGAUAAAUGUAGCUGUAGGGAGUUGAUGAUCAACUUAGUUUAGUAAAUUGGGAUGGGGUAUGGUAUACAUGUUUGACAUUCCAUUCUCACUUGAUCGUGUCUUUCUUUUUUUUCCCAAAUAAGUGUUGUAACAAUUGCAUAAUUGGUUUGAUAUCAAAGAUCUUUGUGAGUAUGAUCUGUUGAUGCUUUAGAAAAA
Ilex paraguariensis (yerba mate) is the source of this 1327-nucleotide messenger RNA. The record is from the annotation of a GenBank genome assembly. Lineage: Eukaryota; Viridiplantae; Streptophyta; Magnoliopsida; Aquifoliales; Aquifoliaceae.